UAGCUGGGGCGACUGUUAUAAUAUUAAUUGUACGGCAUUGUAUUGUUCGUUAUGGAAUAAAUCAUGAAACAUUUAAGCCUUCCGAUUUUACUUAUUUUGUUAAUUUUAUCAUCGUUGGUGUUACUGUACUUGUAAUUGCUGUUCCAGAAGGUCUCCCUCUUGCAAUAACACUCUCGCUAACAUAUUCCGUUAAAAAGAUGAUGAAAGAUAAUAAUUUGGUGCGACAUUUGGAUGCAUGCGAAACGAUGGGUAAUGCAACUGCAAUUUGUUCUGAUAAAACGGGUACCUUAACAACUAAUCGGAUGACUGCCGUACAAUCUUUUAUUAAUGGAAAAUUUUACAAAGAAUGUGUUCCAAAUUUUAAACAAUUAGAUGAAAAAACACGUCAUCUAUUGAUUGAAGGAAUUUCUAUAAACAGUGGUUAUAAUUCACAAGUAAUGCAACCUGAAAAAGUUGGUGCACAAAAAAUACAGCUUGGAAAUAAGACAGAAUGCGCACUUUUGGGAUUUGUACUCGAUUUGGGUCAAAGUUAUGAAAAUAUACGCAAAGAACAUCCCGAGGAAUCACUCAUUAAGGUUUAUACAUUCAAUUCGGUAAGAAAAUCAAUGAUGACCGUUAAAAGACUUUCAAACGGUUAUCGAGUUUAUGCAAAAGGUGCUUCAGAAAUUAUUUUAGCGAGAUGUUCCUAUUUCCUUGGUCCGGAUGGAAAAGUGGAACCGUUUAGUAGUGAACAACAACAGGAAAUGAUAAGGAAUGUUAUCGAACCAAUGGCUUCUGAUGGCUUACGAACAAUUGGACUUGCCUAUAAGAAUUACAUAUCAAGCGCUGAAGAGGCUGCUGAAAAUGAUACAGUAUAUGAAGGUGAAAUUGAUUGGGAAGAUGAAGAGGCAGUACGAAUGAAAAUGACUGGAGUAGCUAUCGUUGGCAUACAAGAUCCGGUAAGACCGGAAGUUCCAGCUGCAAUUGAGCGUUGCCAGAAAGCUGGUAUUACUGUUCGUAUGGUCACUGGUGAUAACAUCAAUACAGCACGAUCAAUUGCUACUAGUUGUGGCAUUUUAAAACCCGGAAGUGGUUUUUUAGCUCUCGAAGGAAAAGAAUUCAAUGAGAGAAUUCGUGAUACAAAUGGUAAAGUGAAUCAGGCAAAAUUUGAUGCAAUUUGGCCAAGAUUACGAGUACUUGCCCGAGCACAACCGACCGAUAAAUAUAUCCUUGUGAAAGGAAUCAUUAAUAGUAAAUCUUCAAAGAACAGGUAA
Messenger RNA from Acanthocheilonema viteae, 1253 nucleotides. NCBI's taxonomy places the organism in Eukaryota, Metazoa, Nematoda, Chromadorea, Rhabditida, Onchocercidae. The record is from the annotation of a GenBank genome assembly.